Paramisgurnus dabryanus is the source of this 8483-nucleotide messenger RNA. Its product is annotated as complement C1q-like protein 3. The record is from RefSeq and is a predicted model, not a curated record. Lineage: Eukaryota; Metazoa; Chordata; Actinopteri; Cypriniformes; Cobitidae. Gene Ontology annotation, molecular function: protein binding.
UCAGAGAUUUAAAGUUUAAGUGUGGAGCAUUCACAGGAGUCAUCUGUAGUCGUCUAACAAGCAAGAUGUUGAUGGUGGUACAACUGUUAUUACUGCUCUGUGUUGGCAGCUCAGUUUCAGAAGAUUUAAUGACACCAACUGUGAACAUUAUUGCUGAGCUGGGGAAGCUGAAGAAGAUGGAGGAAAAGAUUCAAACAUUACAAGAAACAUUAAACACAGUAUUAAGUGAGAAUGCAGCUUUGAAAAGUUUAGUACAAGAUUCACAAAAUAAGCUUGAAUCUUUCCUGAAAGAGAAUAAAGCUCAAAAGAUUGCCUUUUCAGCCGGACUUCUGGCAUCAGGAGAAGGCUACACUGGGCCUUUUAAAGAUGAUUGGAAAACUCUGGUCUACAAAAAAGUGUUUAGUAACAUUGGAGAUGCCUAUGACUCGAAUACUGGUAUUUUCACAGCACCAGUAAAAGGAGCCUAUUACUUCAGAUUUUAUGCUCAUUCACGUUCUCGAAUCAACCUGGGAGCCGGUCUAUUUAAAAAUAAUGUACCUCAAUGCUCUGUGUUUUCUUUUCAACCUACCCGCCAUAGUAAUGCCAGCAAUGGAGUCGUUCUUACACUGGAACCUGGUGAUCAAGUUCAUAUCAAAGUCUGGAGCAAUGCUCAGGUUUAUGAUGACAUCGAUAGCCUUACCAGCUUCAGUGGUUUUCUCAUUUUCCCCUUAUGAAUAUGGAGCUUGUGUAGUGUAAAUCAUUCCUGUGUAACUGUAUCAGGAUUUUAGAUGGUGUCCUCUGAAGACCAACAGUUUAUAUUAGUUGUCUAAAAAUUGCUUGUCUGGAUAAACCGUAAUGGUUCAUCUUGUGGUCUAUUAUCAGCAACAUAAUUAAUCAAUGCAAAAUAUGAAUAAUUUUGACUCUAAUGUCUCAUUCAAAACCUUUAUUUCAAUGUAUUUUGGAGAUGAUGGUUCUGUGUUUAAUACAACACUACACUGUAAAAACAUCUGUAGUUUUUACGGAGAAAUACUGGCAGCUGUGGUUACCAGAACAAUUCUGUAAAAAAUACAACUUAAAACAACUUAUAUAACACAUAAACAACUUUAAAAGAGACAGUGGACAUACACAAAGAUUGUAUCAUACAAACAAAAACAAAACAACAUCAGGGUAAGUUAUUAAAUCGCUCAGUGUCUAUGAGUCCAUUUUACAGAGUUAAAAAGUGACACUUAAAGGGGACAUAUUAUAAGAUUUUUUUUAAGAUGUAAACUAAGUAUUAUUCUAGGUCUGAGCAAAAGUGCAGUAGCGCCUCACUGCAGAACACGACAUCCAGGGGGCGGGGUUGGAUUUAGAUCCAGGGGCGGAGCUGAAUCCCGAUCCAGAGAUCCCAUUGGUCGCCAGUUUUACCACAAGACACGUCAUACACGUGUUGCUGCGUUACCAUUUCCGCAUUUAGUCGUAACUAAAUUAAGUUAUUAUUUUGACAUAAUAACUAACUUCACUUAUGACUACAAUAAAAGUAGUGCCUUUAGGGUGAAAUGUAAGUUUUUUGCUAUAAUGUUUUGGAGUAAAACAUUUUGGGUAAGCCUACUACGAGUAAUCUUACCACAUGCAGUUUAAGACCUAUUAAUGGAUACAGUAUUAAUAUGCAUAAUUAUUAAGAUAUAUAGGCUAUGGCAUGUUAUUUAGAAAUUAAUAAAUUGAAUGUUUAUCUUGUAUGGACUUUGAACUUGUUUUAACGCGUCUUGCUUACAGCCAUUAGGAAACAGGUUUACUUUUUUCUUAAAUUUGCUAAUAAAAGAUAUCAAAUAAAUAAGUUUAUAUAUUUACUCGUAUAGGAAUAGCUGUGUAAUAAGUGGGAUAAUGUACAAAUAAAUCCCUUCAGUGAUAUCAAACUGUCGGGAACGUGUCCUUACCUCCCCUUACACCUAACUGUGAUACUUUCUAAAUUAUGAAUCUUUCUCAACUAUAUUAUUAAUCAAACGUACACUUAAAUUGAUAAGAGCAAACGUUGGUGACCACAGGUUGCAACUAAUUGCGGGCUGCAACAACGCAAAUAUACUGGUUCAUUUGGCGGAACAAAGUAUAUAAAGUGGGAGGAGUUGGAUCUAGAUCCAACCCCGCCCCCUGGAUGUUGUGUUCCGCAGUGAGGACCAUCUCCAAAAGUGUGCCGUUUUGGGUGUGUCAUUUAAAAUGCAAAUGAGCGGCUGAAGUGCAACCACUGAUCACAAUGAUGGUGAUUUGUUGCAAUUGAAACUCCAUUGUGCUGUGAAUUAUUUUCUCUCUCUCUCUUUCUCUCCGUACUAAAUGGUUAUGCUGUGGUUGGAUAGUGCAGAUAAAGGGGGCGGUAUUACCUUAUUCUGACAUCACAAUAGGAGCCAAAUUACAAUGACCUAUUUUUUCACAUGCUUGCAGAAAAUUGUUUACCAAAACUAAGUUACUGGGUUGAUCUUUUUCACAUUUUCUAGGUUGAAAGAAGCACUGGGGACACAAUUAUAGCACUUAAACAUGGAAAAAGUCAGAUUUUCAUAAUAUGUCCCCUUUAAAUAAUGACAUGAUGAAUGAACAUUAAUGAUGAAAUAGAGAGCAGUCAAAACACAAGUACAACUAAACUACAGACAAAAUCUUAGAUGAACAUUAACUGUAUAAAUAUAACAUAUAAACACAUUCAAUCGCUCAAGAUCUGACCAGAGGAGAAUUAAACACAAACACCAUUAACAUCUACACUUAUUACAAACCAGUUUGACUUUAUUUGGUUUGUUUGAAGUCACCAUUAUAGUGAUCAUUGUUUCCUUAAAUCGGGCACUUGGCUGGUAGGUCUUUGGGUUAAGCUUUCUCUGAAUGUUAGAAUAAUGAGCCAAUACACAUAACUAUAGUCUAAGAAGCUGAAAUAAGUAAAAUUAAGUGAUGUUGGUAGAUUUUUAAAGAGUAACUAAACCCUAAACCAACUUUUUUUGGUUAAUGAUCUGUAAGAAUGAUGCUUUAUUAGUGCUGUUCAUUGAUUUUAGUCAGUUUUUUUACAUUUGGAUAUAAAGUGUUUUAAUACUACAAUAUAUGGUGUAAAAACGUCUGAGUGCUGCCCUCUUCAGGUUGAACGGUGGCUACUACAGUUUAAUUUUCCUAUUGGAUGUUGGGUCCAAAAAAUGACUCGUGACGUAAGUAGGUUCAAGCUCACCACGCCCUUGUUACGAUCUAACCACACACUUGGUACGAGCUUAGUUCGUCCCCUCUAUCUCCGUUGGGAUCUGCCCACUUUUCUUGCGUUUUUCAAAUAUUGGCUGUUGGUGGAGUCAGGCUCUGACCAGGGGUUUAGUUACACUUUAAUGAUGGUCUAGUCAUCUUAAAGUUAAUCAAGCAGGUAUUCUCAAAAAAAACUCUAAACAUGAACAUUAAGUUUUUUCUCUUCCCCAUACACUGGUUUUCUUGUGGGACGAUGUUUAGACUGGCAAUACAUUUAGACAAUUGUCACAGGGUGACUUUUAGGGCGGAACCAAAAAGGAAAAGGAGAGGUUCCGCCCGGACCAAAAUUUUAAAGCACCUUCACUUCCUCGUUCCCUGGGCAACCCAAACGAGGCCGAAUUCACAACAGGUGUGCUGAGGAAGGCAGCAACUUCUGAUUGGGUGAUGCAGUGAGUGAGAGGGAUAUAAAAAGGGCACCAAAUACACAAGAGGAAGAGUUGAUUUCGGGGAAAGAGCUGAUCUUGGAAACGCUCCGCUCCGCCAAGGGCGGAUUAAACGUCCACUCCUUAGAAGGCGCCAUUGAUCCGGGGAUCGCUAAGCGAGCGGAGAGAAGACGGCUGAAGGAGCCGACAGGAAGGAGGAGGACGUUUAUAUAAGGAGUCCCACAGAGAGUGUGCAGUUUGGCUGUCUGGUAGGCUGUGUACUGUGGCGGUGCAGUAGGAACAUUGCAUUGGAGUAGAAAGCGAGUAUCUGGGACAUCAAGACGGAUGAAACUUUGGCUGGGCUGAGUAUGAUUCGAACCCCUGUUGUUUGUAAGAUGUCUGCCUCACUUGUCAUAUAGAAGUGUAUGUGGAAUCGAAUCCUUUUAUAACAGUUAUUGGAUUACGUGAUACACAAAGGAAAACCGAACGGUGGGGGGAGUCAAAGAGACGAAGAGAGGAAGUAAUAUUCAUCACUUGUGAGUACUGAAAGUAUAAAAGUGUAACGUGUACAUUAAGCAUACCAGUUUGAUGCAUGUGUGAGUUGUAGCAACUGACGUAGCGGCUCCACCACGGAACGGAGCGGUGGGAGAGCCGGGAACGCAACACCACUGGGAAUUUGGCAUCAGCUACCUUUUCAACCUCUGGCUUCUUCAUUGCAGUGCCCCACGGAUUCUUUAACCGACCCCACAAAAGACCUUGGCCUGACCUUAUUUGUUCACCAAGUGUGUCGUGGGUGAGUCUAGAUUUACAGAGAGAGUGUGUUCACGUGAUUGUAUUGCAGUGAAGUGCUGUGUACUUGUUGUCAGAAGCUACCAUUGAUUGGAGUCGGCCAUAUUAGAACGGAGAAGACGCUGGGUGGAGAGCGAAGAGUCAGCCUAUCAUACGCUGUCCAAUAACCCUGAGUGUGGAGGCUGGUGAGACACUACGAAGUCUCCGGCCCGAGCAACGUGUAUUACGGUGGUGACGGUGAAAAAAGGGUACAGGAAGUAAAGAUCGCAUGUGAGUACAAUUCAGAGCGUUGGUUGGUUGGUCGGUCUGUGAGUGAAGUUAUUGCAUUGCUGAAGCUUAGUUGGCUAGUAACUGCCUGUCACGGAGCCUCUUCAAAGGUGCGCCCCUGUUCCGGUUCCAGCAAAUCCCACGUAUGGGAAGGAAAGGGCAGUGUUCGGCUCGGCAGUGAUGGCAUCCCUCUUUUCCGACUAAAGCCUCGGGAAAAGAAGAUUACAGACCUACUGCUCACCAUACCCAUCGCUUGUUCACCAACUGUAAGUGAGAGAAAGUUCACAGUUAAAGGUGAAGUGUGAUUUGUGUUACAGCCCUGAGCCCUCUAAAGGAGGAAAACGACGAGUCAGUUACCAGAGAAGUAUCUACCGUAUCCACUGCUACCAGCCACCUGCAAAUAAGAAAGUCACAGUAAAGGUGAAGUGUGAUUUGUGUUACAGCCCUGAGCCCUCUAAAGGAGGAAAACGACGAGUCAGUUACCUGAGAAGUACCUACCGUAUCCACUGCUACCAGCCACCUGCAAAUAAGAAAGUCACAGUUAAAGGUGAAGUGUGAAUGGUGUUACAGCCCCGAGCCCUCUACAGCAGUGGUUUUCAACUCCAGUCCUCGCCCCCCCCCCCCAGAAAUUUUAGAUGUCUCCUUAUAUGAAACACCUGAAUCCACUCACCCAGCUAACAGAAAAAAGUUCUAAGAACGUUCCCUGAAAGUUCCCAAAAACUUUCUGCCAACGUAAAAAGUGUCCAGUUUUCUUGACGUUCUAAGAACGUUUUUGUGUUGUCACAACGUUAGAGGAAUGUUACAUUUUACCAUUUUUAAACGUUAUGACAAUGUCAUGUUUUAAUAUUCACACAAUGUUUAAAACAACAAAUGUUUUGUUUCAUUUAAAGUCACCAUCAUUGUGAUCAGUGUUUGCACUUCUUCAGCUCAUUUGCAUUUUAAAUGACACACCCAAAAUGGCACACUUUUGCUCAGACCAAGAUUUUUAUUUAGUUUACAUUUUAAAAAAUCUCAUAAUAUCUCCCCUUUAAUCUGAAUUAGUUUUUUGAUGGUCACCACUAUUGAGGUUUGUAGGUUGAAUCUUGAUAUGAAUAUGAAGUGUCACAAAACCAUUACUUUACAAAACUCUUUCUAGACCAAUAGCUAUAUUUGCAGAAGACCAUAUACAUCAGACAUUGAACCAAUUUCUCUCUUACUAUAACUAGCAGUCACUCACAACUUUCAUGUGGAUAAAUCGAAAAAGUUGUUUUAACAAAUCAUUAUUUUAAAGUAGGACCAUACUGGCUAGACAAACCAAAUUCACUCUAUUUUUUUUGUGAUUUCUACUGCUCAUUUUUGAGAAGUUACAAGAUUCUGAUGUUUUAUUGAACAUGUUUUGUCACCAUCAUGAUGAUCGGUGUUUCCUUUAGUUGGGUAGUUUGACUCUUUAUUUUUACGUUGUAGUGUGUGCGCUUGAUGAUGAUGUUUAUUAAAACACAUUAUUAUUAUUAUUGCACAAAGUGUUUGCUACAAAACACAGUUUUUUUGUGGAUCAAAAUGUCACUGAUUAGUGCUCAUCAAUAACGUUGAUGAUCAAAAGUGGUGGUAUAAUAUAACUUUAACACAAUACAUUUCUUUAAAUAAUAGAUUUUUAUCUCACUCUGUAUUCUUUGGAGCUGAAACCAACAUUUAUAGAUGCACAGUUCUACUUACUGUAAUGGGAAAACCAAAUUAUAGCUGUAAUCAAAAAUGUAGAGUCUAGAAUUUUUGACACAGAUGCAGACAUCAAGAAUCAGCCCAUGAAUCACAAUGAUGGUGAGUUUUCUACAUGUUACAAUAACUGCACCAGUGUAUUAUAAAAACUCAUGAUUCACAGAGGAGAGUCCCUUUCACACAUAAAGUCUUUACUGGUAAUUUACUGGUAAAUUGCAGUUAACAUGUCAUGUGUGAACAGAACCUUUCCGGUAAAUCAGUGCUCCCAAUUUACCAGUAAGACAGGUUGUAAGAUUACCAGUAAUUUACCGGUAAGCGCUAUGUGUGAACGAAAAAUAUAGGAUUACCGGCAUUUAGAACGAACGACGUCAGACCGCGCUGACAGCUCGGGCCAAUCAGAACGUUUUUAAACAGAUGAUGCGUGUACCACCGCACUGUUUACGUUCGUUUCCACACCCAUGCUGCUUAAAAGUUGAGCACAACUGAAGUAAACAUCCACAUUUCUUCAAAGUUGUUUAAAACAGCUUACCAUAUGUUUGCCAAAUUGCCGACGUCCUUAGCACACCCUCGGUGAAGCCUAAUGUGUAAACACAGGUUCCGUUUGACGCCGCCUAACGUAAUGUUGUUUGGUCACGAGCAACUUUGCGACCGUUUGCCACAGAUGUGAAAACAACAAAAUACGGACGAUAUUAAGUCAUAACCCGCCAUUGUGUACAAAUACGGCACGGAGCUCGCGGCGGCGCCACAGGUAAUUUCCGCUUUCUCUCCGAGUUUACAUGUAUUUUGAUACUAAUGUGUGAAUGAUGUCUUACUGGUAAAAAGACGGAACGUCACUGCAUGUGUGAACAGCACAUUUUUGUAUUUACUGGUAAAUUCAUUCUGGUAAAUUCAUGGUAAUUUACUAGAAUUACUGUGUGAAAGAGGCUAAUGUCACCACUGUUGUGAUUCAUGGGGUCAUUCUUGAUGUCUCCAUAUGUGACAACAAAAUCUGGACAUUUAAUUUUAUAUAAGCGCUUCCCAGUGGUGUUAAUUAAUAAGUUAGAUGUGACACCACAAAUCAACUGAGAAAUUGAGACAAUGCUAUAUUGUUGACAAAUGAAUUUACAGCCAUUACAUAUGUGGUAUUAUUGUUGGCAAACUUUUAGUAAGUGUAAGACCCACGUGAGCUUUCUUUGCAACAAAAACCAUGCUCCAGUAAAAGCUCUUACAAAAACUAAACACUACUGUGAAAAAUGAAAGAGUCAAACUACCCAACUAAAGGAAUAAUGGUGACAAAACAUUUUCAAUAAAACGUGAGCAUAUAAAUCUCUGUUAAUUAGAGAGAGAGAGAGAGGGCUGAAUUAGGCAGAUAUCCCCUAAUUAUACACAUCCAAAAACGCUCCCUUAAAUUCUGGUCACACUUAAACUCAAGUCCCCCGAACACACUUCAAUAUGAAGCCCUUAAAACCCAAGAGAAGAGACCUAAAACCAGUCCCAUCUGUCAACUGGCUCUAAAACUCCAGACCAGCACUAAUGAACGCAAACAAACCACAAUAAACCAAAUCAUUAAAGAAAGUCAAACUUUAUAUUUGGAUCAUUGGGAUAAAGAAAGUAAAAACCAAAGUAAACUAGAAUGUUAUCGGGCACUAAACAGAAAAUACAGUCUGUCAGAAUAUCUCUCCACUGUUAGAGAUGUAAAGCAGAGACGAAUCCUCACUAAAUACAGACUCAGUGAUCACAGUCUGGCAAUAGAGAAAGGCCGACAUAGACAAACAUGGCUCCCAAAAGAAGAGCGAAUCUGUGUCCAUUGUGACAGUGGUGAGAUCGAAACAGAGACACACUUUCUCCUUUACUGUGGUAAAUAUAAAGAGCUUAGAGAAAAACACUUUGACAAAAUCUCAAAGCUCAUAGCAGAGUUUCAUAGCUCUUCAGAUUCAGAUCAAAUGAAGAUGUUACUGGGGGAAGACAGACACCCAUCAGCUGCUGCUAAAUUCAUUUAUCAGUUACACACCAUCAGAAAUAAUCUACAGCCCUGAUCUUGUACAGUAUUUUUAUUUUACCUCUCAUGUGCCUCCAUAAAUGUACAUUUGUAUACUUCAUAUGUUUAUAUUUCAAAGUCAACUUUAUAUUGUAAAUAUACUCUGAUUCUAUUUUAUUUUAUUUUGCAGUAGUACUUCA